Numida meleagris (helmeted guineafowl) is the source of this 2328-nucleotide messenger RNA. RefSeq names its product chromosome 17 C17orf80 homolog (gene MTNAP1). Lineage: Eukaryota; Metazoa; Chordata; Aves; Galliformes; Numididae. The record is from RefSeq and is a predicted model, not a curated record. Bases 131 to 1438 code for a protein of 435 amino acids. The transcript is spliced from 4 exons.
CCGUCCUUGUGCGCACGCGCGCCGCCCGCCUUUGCCCCGCCCCGAUCUUUGUGCGCGUGCGCGGCGUGCACCCCCGAAGACCCCGCGGAGGGGUGGCCGCCGCGCUGCCUGACGGAAAAGCGGCCUCACCAUGGACGAAGCCCCACCGGGCACGGAACGCUGUCCGCACUGCCGGCGGCCCUUCAAGCGGCUCCGAGCGCACCUCCCGCACUGCAAGGCCGCGCCCCGUCGGGAGGCGGAGGGAGCCGGGCGGCGGGAGGGGGCGGACGCGGCCGUGAGGGGAGAGGAGGCGGCCCCGGGGAAGAGGAGGAAGCAGCAGGCCGCGGCCCAGCCUCGGGUGGAGGCCCAGGUGCGGGUGGAGGCCGAGGCCCGCGAUGUGGCACAGUCCCUCGACCUGCUGCCCGAGGAGGUGGCGGGCAUCCCGGAGAAACUUCGGGACGGGGUGAAAAUAGUGAUCGAGAACCACCGCGCCAAAGUGGUGAGGGAGAGAAGCGGCCCCAGGGCCGGGGGGCACUGCGGGGAAGACCCUGAAGUGCUGCGAUCAGCGGGCCCCGAGGGAAGAAAUGCCCCAAAAGCAGCGUGUGCAGAGGUGCCUAGCCCUAGAGCUCCCAGCUUAAAGGAAGGGAAAGGCACUCAUUUAAAUGCGGUUAGAACACGUGGGCUGCACGGUCCCCCUGAAGCUGACAGCAGAAGGAGCCCCUCUGACCUCACUCAGCAGGAGGGAUCAGACAAAACCCUGACAGAAGAGAAGCAGGUGUACAUGGAAGCUGCUGUGGAAUACAAAGCCCCUCUUUCUGUUUUGCACGGUCAGAACCUCCAUCUGUCUGUGAGAGAGGAUUGGAGAGGUCACAAGGAAGGGACAUCCAAAAAUUACCUAACCGGCAUACAAACACUGAGUGAGAACAAGAAGCAGAUGGCUGUCGUUUCCGAGCCCAUCCUGAAUGCAGGGAGGGACAGCAGGCUGGCUCUGGACCAGUCCUUGCUCCACACCCCCAAAAGGCAACCCAUCUGUCUCCCCCAGGCCUCUGGCAGAAGCACGCAGGCAGGUGCCGUGGGUUUGGAGUGGUUUCCAGACUUACAUUCUAAUUACCACAGUCUGAGCAUGUUUCCUGGGAAGUCUUUUCAGGAAGACAUGAGGAUCACAAUGAAGACACCAAAGGGCAAUUUCUCAGAAGGACACCAAGGUCCCCUUUCAGAAAGACAUCUGAUGGAUGUAAGGCUGGGGGAGCUGCCCAUGUGGCUCACCACCUGUGAUUUUUCUCCCCGGGGGCUGCUUGGAGGAGUGCAGAAAGUCUGGAGCAGUUACUACAACAAAUACAUCAAUGUGAAGAGGGGUGGAGCAGCUGGAAUCUCCAUGCUCCUCGCUGGAUACUGCAUCCUCAGCUACAGCUGGAACUAUCAGCAUAUCAAGUGCAGUCGCUGGCGUAAGUACCACUGAAGAAUCUGCAACAGCACCCGGGAAACAGGCGUAAAUGUUUGACAGAGUCAGCACAAGCUCCUGGGACCAACAGGGUUUGAAUCCUCAGUGAAACAGCAGAGACCCAUUUCCUGUUAGAGACAGGCUCUUAAGUUGUUGAUACUGGGAGCGUGCUUUUCAGCUACCCUCCUGCAGAUAGAGAGGUAACUCUGACAGUCUGCAGUCACUGCUCUGUGGGUCAGUGUUCAGUACUGAAAGGCAAGGAGGCGUUAAGGCAGCUCCUCAGAGGUCUGCGUGCAGUAGAUUUCUGUAGUUGGCAGUUUCCUGUAUUAUUUGGCAAUAAAGUAUGUGGUGGCUCAUUGCAGAGAGGGGUUAAUAAAUAACCAGAAUAACCACUGCCUUAAGUUAUCAGAGCUGUACCUAGCACUGGGCACCUUUUACUUUCCUCUCUCCACAAUAAGCAAAAUAAUGUUUAUAGCUAACUUGUGAAAGGAGGGUGAUCCCUGCAGAGCCCUUCUACAAAGGGGCCCCUGCUUGGGGCCACAAACAUUGCCUAUGAGUCUACCUGGGCUCUGAGACAGCUCCAGGAAGGAUCUUUGUAAAGGUUUUAAAGCAGCAGCACUGAGAACGCGGUGCCCUAUUUCUGGAGGAAGAAAAUCCAUUGGAUUAGCUGUUGUGCCCAAAGGGCAAACUGACAUCAGACAAAUGAGGACAGUUAUGAGAGUGCUAGUUGUAGCCUGCCAUCCUCAGACAUGUCUGGAAAAGGGUUGGUCACAUUACAGGCACAAAAUGAGGGAAAAGAAAAAAAGAAAAGGCAAACUCUUUAUUCUAAGAGAGGUGGAGGAGUACUGUGUCAGAGGUAUUUCACCAAGAACUCCCUCCCACCAGCAAUAAAGUCCUUCUGAAUUUUU